Messenger RNA from Babesia ovata, 480 nucleotides. RefSeq lists its product as uncharacterized. The coding region runs from base 1 to 480 and encodes 159 amino acids. The record is from RefSeq and is a predicted model, not a curated record. The transcript has a single exon. Lineage: Eukaryota; Apicomplexa; Aconoidasida; Piroplasmida; Babesiidae.
AUGGCGCUCCUGUACACUGCAGGGCUCAGUAGCGGCGGCACAUGCAACGAAGUGCGUUCAUCUGUAUUCGAUUCUGCAUCGGUAGCCGGCAACGGAAGCGGUGCUGUGGUACCACCGCCGACGCGCAGCGAGUCACAAACAUUGACAGUUACCGAAAGCUUCCCAAUCACACGCACGGAGUUGGGGGCAGUCAGCGGCAGCUGGCCCACGUAUGAGCCAUCUCUGGUGGCACAGACCAAACGUAGCUGCAGUGCGCCCAUACCCAGCGUGGAGUUGCGCCAAAAGGCAUUGGCAGCCUGCAGCUCAAACUCCAGGACUCCGACAUUCCACGCAGACUGCGACAGCUCAAAGUUGGACCAGUUGAAACUCUCAUCCCAGCAUGCUACUGUCGUCUUGCCGCUCUUCACGGUGGUCGUGCGCUCUGAACCGAAGCAGCGCAUGACCACGAGCGGAUCCACCGGCGUGCCGCCCGGUUGUUGA